AUGCAGUUUGGUGGCUGUGACUUGAAUCCAGUGAGAGGAGCAGAGGGACCAUCUGAGGAGAGGGAUGGCAAAACGUCUGAUCCUAGUCGUCGCUGUCGAGCGUCCAGGGAGCGGCAGCAUGUCCACUGUGACUCCUGCUACAGCCGGCGCUGCAGGGCUCAGGUGGAGGUCUCUGUGUGCUGUGCCCUCAUCCCCUGCCGCCUGCACUGUGGAGCUCUGUUCCACCUGUGCAAAGAGGAGGAUCACCUGCUGCUCUGCCCUAAGGUGAGGGUGCCGUGCCUCAACUCCGGGUUCGGCUGCCCGGUCCAGCUGCCCCGCUCCUCGCAGGCCGCUCACCUCCAGGUGUGUCCGGCCAGCGUGGUGUGCUGCUCCAUGGAGUGGCUCCGUUGGCCGACCGACGACACAAACCCACACAGCAACACAACCCUGCAGGAGAAUGUGCUGAAGGACAACGAGGGGCCGGGGGAGGCUCUGGAUGUGGCCGUGGCCUUGGCUGAUCAGUCAGAGCUCUAUACCCGCCUGAAAAUGAAGCCCCUGUAUCCGGAGCAGAUGGAGGAAGAAGAGGAGGAGGAAGUAAGGGAGGAGAAGAAAGAGGAGACGGCGAUGGGAGAGUUUGUCAAUGGUGUCAACAGUGAUGCCAAUAAAGCAGAAAACAGUUCUUGCGAGAUCAGUGUUCCGGAGACUGUAGAGAACGGUGCCGGGCUCGUCCUCAGCAAAGAGAGACACAACCUGUGUGAUAUGAUGUUCAGCAUGGAGAGAGGCGGCUGUGCUGUCGCGCAGGCAAACCUGGGUAAUCCCGAGCAAAGCCCAAGACCUGCUGAGAGGGGUCAGGCCCAGAGUGCGGGAGAUCUAAAGGAGGCUGAGACUCAGAACAGCGGGGUGACGGGGUUGGCCCCGUGGACGGAGGGGGUGAUGGAGCGUCUGGGGAAGGAGCUCACGCCGGCGGAGUACAGCAUGUACGUGGUGCAUCACGGACGCAUGCUGCUCAACUUCGGACAAAUCCAGGCCUGCACGCCGAGGGAGAAAGAUUUUGUCUAUGGGAGCCUGGAGCCUAUUCCUGUCCAGACGCUACACUCCUUCAAGGUCCCUGAAAGCUAUCACUACAGGAGUCGGGUUCAUAAGUACGAGACGGUAGCGAGGGCUCCGUGUGAGCAGCGCGGCGUGGACACGUCAGACCUCGGCGUUAACGAAGAGGACUGGUUCAGUGACGAAGACGCACACACCCUGCUGGGAUACGCUGAGAAGGAGGUCAUGGGUCACAAGAUCAGCGAGUCCAAGGCAAUCGACUGCCUCUACAUCGACGUGGGAACGCAGACGCACUCGUUUCGCUCGGCACCGUUCAAACGGAGGACGACCCUGGCGGAGGUGAUGGUGGACCGGCCGCUGAGGCUUCGUCUGCAGCUGCAGGCGGAGAGCGUGAACAGCAGACACAGCAGAGCCAGCUGCGUCUUCGCCUUCCUCUGCGGUCACACCUUCCACCGAAGAGAGUUCGCCGCACAUGUCAGGAACGUCCACAGUGACAUCCAGACAUGUCUGAGUGGAUGGUUCGAGCAGAGGUGCCCACUCGCGUAUCUGGGCUGCACCUACAGCCAGAGGAGGUUUCAGCCGUCCACGCAAAAGGCCACCGUCACCUAUAAUCAGCAGCUGAGGAGCUUCAACUUGCGACCGACCCUCGUAGAUGGAGGAGGAGGGGAGUCCUCUCUGAGCUCGCUGCCCUACGAGGUGCUGUGCCAUGUGACCAGUUUCCUGGACAGUCUGUCCCUGUCCCAGCUGGCUCUGGUGUCCCGGCUCAUGAGGCAGGUGUGCUCCUCUCUGCUGCAGGACCGAGGGAUGGUCACCCUCCGCUGGGAGAGGACCUCGGACUCACUUGGAGGAGCCAGGUGGAGGGCCAAACCUGUCUGGGAGUUCAGCCGACUCUUCUCCUCGGUGGACUCGUGGCACAUGUCCGACAUCCCUCCUAUGUCUGCUCAUCUAAAGGUCUGUCCGCACUAUGAGACCUGUGAGCACAGCGAGCCUGUUCCCCUCCCCAGCAUGAGCGACAAAAAGACGUGCAGCCAAGAAGAGAGAAUGAGUCUCGUCAACCUCUUCACAGGAAACAGAUGCAUCAAGGACGGAGACUCCAGGGCGAUACGAGGAUCCAUGAGAGGCGCUUCGAGCAGCACACCGCUUCAGUAUCACGGUAGGCCACAGUGA
Molecule: messenger RNA, 2193 nt
Organism: Pleuronectes platessa (European plaice)
Lineage: Eukaryota; Metazoa; Chordata; Actinopteri; Pleuronectiformes; Pleuronectidae
Product: F-box only protein 40-like
Exons: 10
Coding region: 1-2193 (730 amino acids)
Cellular component (GO): cytoplasm
Molecular function (GO): ubiquitin protein ligase activity; zinc ion binding; protein binding
Source: RefSeq, a predicted model, not a curated record